Molecule: messenger RNA, 2851 nt
Organism: Brassica rapa (field mustard)
Lineage: Eukaryota; Viridiplantae; Streptophyta; Magnoliopsida; Brassicales; Brassicaceae
Product: B3 domain-containing protein REM9
Molecular function (GO): DNA binding
Source: RefSeq, a predicted model, not a curated record
GUUCAUGAGGGGGUCGUGGGCUCGAGUUUUUAGGCCCGAAUGAUUUAAAGAAAAUGAAAAAUGGGUUUUAAUCGACGAACCGGGCCUUACGCUUGAACCCGUAAGAGGCGAGUUCAUGCCACGCGUCGGGCGCUGAGUGGCUUCUCCUUUCCGCGUUGACGACGAGGUCGAAAGGGUUUCCGCGUAACGCGAUUCAUUUGUCUCCUCUCUGAAAAACCUAGGGUUUCUUUCCGCGGAGGCGACACACCGUGCGACGGCGAAUUCCGGAGGUUUUCUCCAUCAAAUCGACUCUGUAAUCUCUUCUCGACGCUCUUAGGUCAGUAUUACUUAGAUUCACAGUGAGUUAGCGUCGAUUGAAUGUUCGAAAGGGAUUUGCGAUUUGUAUGAUUUAAAAUCGAUUUGGGGUUUUUUUUUUUAGGGUUCUUAAUCGAUAUGGUAGUUCGAUUGAGGGUUGAAUUGGUUCGAUUUUGUGGUGGAAACUCGAAACCGUUUUCUCGGAUUUCAAUUAAAAAUUGGGGCUUUCGCGUUAGGGAUGUAAAUCGAAGUCUCUGUUUCGAAUAAUAGCUGUAAAUCGUCAUGGUCGUUUCAUGUAGGGUUCGUUUCUAUGAAUGUUCGAAAGGGAUUUGCGAUUUGUGAUUAAAAUCGAUUUGGGGGGUUUUUUUUAGGGUUCUUAAUCGAUAUGGGAGUUCAAUUGUGGUAAUGUGUGCUAAUAAUCUGUCGUUAAUGUGUGCUAAUAAUUGCGAUUGAGGGUUCACGGUUUGUUUAAAACUCGAUUGUUGCAGAUGGAAACUCCCCGAGAACCUCAUUUCUUCAAGCCUCUUCUUCCUGGUUUUCACAGUGGCGUGGCAAUACCACUUGAAUUCUACUCAAAACACAUACAAGGGGCUGAGAUCAAUAAACCAUGGAAGCUAAGAUCGGACGCUUCGGAUCAAAUUUGGGAGGUGAUCCGAGAAGGCAGGACACUCACCAAAGGUUGGAAAGAGUUCACCGAAGCACAUGAUCUUCGAAUCGGUGACAUUGUCAUCUUCAAACACGAAGGAGACAUGGUCUUUCAUGUGACACCUUUUGGUCCUAGCUGUUGUGACAUUCAGUAUACACAUCCUCACAUCGUUAAGGAAGAAGCCGACGCGGAUGAUGCUCCUACUUUCUCAUACGACUACUGUUUCUUGGCUGAGGUUACUGCUACAAAUCAAAAGGACGACAAAAUGUUUCUUCCUGUGGAAGCUAUGAGGUGUGGUGCUUUGAACCAACAAUGCAAAGAGGUCAAACUUGUCAACAAGGAGGGAAAGUCAUGGACUGCGCGCUUCGGAUUUAGCGAAUCAGACGGCGCAUAUUACAUCAGCAGAGGGUGGAGAAAGUUCUGUCGUGAUAACAGAUGCACCAACGGAGAUUUGUUUGUGUUCAACGUGGUUGGAGACGGGACGACAACUCCAUUACUGUGUGUAUGUCCGGAAAGGAAGGAGUGUACUGAACUACUGAUCAAGCACUUCAGCAGAAUCGAUGGUAGCAUUGCUUCUACCUCACGAAAUUAGAUGGCUCUUUUGCGGUUUUUCCUCUCUAUCAUCUGAACUUGUUUCUUUUUGUUUCAUUAGCAACUUAUCAACUUAUGUAUUUCGGUUUGUAAAACUUGAAUGGUUUUUCUAUGUGAACUUUUAUGCUAAGUUAAACAUUCUCGAACUUAAUUGCUUUGUUGAAUGCGUAGACUGAUCAUCGAACAAAAUGUUUCUAUGAAUUGAAUUUAAGUUAAGAAACAACAUAAACUCCAAAACUCUAACAUACCUUUUCUACAUCUGAAAACACAAACCAAAAUAUUAAAACAUAUCUCAAAACCAAAACUUAAACUCCAAAACUAAAACAUAGGUUGAAUAAAAUGUUUUCAUAAAUUUUAUAAUAUAUUUUAAUAUUGUAUUCAUGUAUUCUGAAUAAUUUUAAAUUUUUUUAAAAAAUUAAAAAAUAUUAUUAUUUUAUUCCUAUGAACUCCUUCUUCGGGUUCACUAAUGCAGAAAACAACAAAUUCGGGUUCAUAACUGUUCAUGGACCCACAAAAAAAUAUUAAAAAAUUUUGGUGAACCCCUAAGUGGGGUUCACCAAUGCUCAUGCUCUAAGUACUUCUUUCUCUAAAACAUGUGCCGCUUUUCACAUACCCUCUCCUUCUUUGAUCUUUCCAAUUGUAUACCUCUCUCUUAUUCCUUCUUUUCUUUACUUCUUUUUUACUUAUGUUCUUCUUUUUAUUUGACGUUGUAACUGUACCGAUAUAUAGAGGAGUGUUGCGAUCGUCACCAUCUCUUUGUCUCAAUCAUCAACCGCUCUUCUCACUACAAUCGCUCGACGUCGGAGUUAUCACAGUCCACUGAAAAGCUGCGCUGUCACUGCGGAGUCCAUGAUUCUAUCGCCACUCUUGUUGUCGUGUUGUUCAGUCGUGUGCCAAAAGAAAAGUGCUGUCCAAAGAGAUGUGAUCUGUCAUUGCUCUUCAUCACCGUGAGUUAAGCAAAACCGAAGCUCACAGCCAUGUUAUCAGCUACAACCUUUCCGACGGAGCCACCAUCAUCAACCGUGAGGUGAUGUGCUCUUUAUCCAGUUACUUGUGCUGCAAGGUCUGUUUGUUACUGUUUGUUUCUCUGAACUUAUGGUCCUUGUGCUUGUGCUCUUUCUUGAAAAAUGGUCCAUGUUUUGUUGCGGAUAGUAGUACGGUUGUUUCGUUGUUCUGGUUUGUUUAAUCUUCCCGUGUUUGGGACUUCGUUUCUCCGUGUUUGGAGCUUCGUCUCCGAAGGUUUGGAACCUGCCGGCAAUUGUAUUUCAAAACCGUAUCUCAUCCUUGUCAUUUUCCAAUGUUAAUGAAAUUCCAGUGUUU